Molecule: messenger RNA, 828 nt
Organism: Symbiodinium necroappetens
Lineage: Eukaryota; Dinophyceae; Suessiales; Symbiodiniaceae
Source: the annotation of a GenBank genome assembly
AUGCAUGACUGGGACCCACACGUGCAGUUUCCGGAAACGGAUGAGGAGGUGCACGAAAAGGCAGAAGGCUUGGCUUCGCCGAUGCUGAUCGUCAGCUCCGUUCGGCCGACGCAACCACCGCAGCUUGCAGAGCAGGCUCUCCAGCUCUCUGCAGCAGCGGAUCCUGUGCCACCGUCGCCAGCUGCGAAGAUUGACAGCGAUGUGACUGUCGAGACUGUCGACGAAAGCCAGAGGAGUGACUCAUCGCCGCGGUCGCCUUUCAUCAUCGGUCUUCAGGACCCAGGGGACACUCUGCAGCGCAUGAUCAGCCCUUCUUCCCACAACUUGGUCGGGCGGGCAUCGGUGAUGGGAAGGCCACCGACGGAGGAAGAGAGCUGCUUGAGCAGGUUGGCCAUGUGGCUCCGUUUCAACCUCGACUAUUUCACAGCUUUUGUGCUGGCCAUAAACUUGAUUUUUAUGUGCGUGGAAUUGGAGUUGCAGGGAAGAGCCGCUGGGCACCUCGCAGGCGAGAGCUCGUCAUUCACCAGUUUGCAAGACUUAAACCUCCCUCUCCGCAGUCUUGACAUUGCCUUCGACACUGUCUUUCUAAUCGAGCUGUUGCUGCGGAUGGGACUUCAAGGAUGGGCACUUUUCCGUACUUUCUCGGGCUGGUAUGACCUAUCUUUGGUGGCAGUGGGCAUCGCAGACAUUACUUUAUUUGUCGGUGGAGACGCAGAAGUGGCAGCAGUGCAUGUACUCCGAGCAGCGAGCACACUUCGUGCGAUCCGUUUGCUGCGAAUCUUCCGACUCUUCCAAGGCUGCUCGGCGAGAGCAAAUGCUGCAGGCUGA